UGUGACGUCAAUAUCAAAUCUCACGUCAUAAUACCUAAACAGUCCGCAAUGGCUUGCAGCAUUGAGGAUACACAGGACUCUAUAGAGACCCAAACAGAUCAAAUAGAUGAUGAUGAAAUUCGUCAAAAGGUCGGAGAUUUAGGGGUGGAUCUAAAUCAGUUGCGGGCGAACAAUUCUUAUUUACUGUCUGGCCUCCAGGCGCGGGAGAGUAAGCUUACUCAAAUGAAGGACUGCCACUCCAUUCUGUCAUCAAGCAUGUCCGAAUUUUUGGGAACUAUGUCGGAGCUAAGGAAAAAAAUAUUGGCGUACAGGACAGAAGGUCAUAGGUCAGACCAGGAAAUCAACAGGUUGCAGGAAGAAAAAGCGGUUCUAAAUGAGGAGGAGGAGUUGCUAGCUAAUCAAUGCGCUGCCAAAAUCAGAGAAGAGGAGAAGGGUCUGAUAGAGAAAAACCUCACAAACGAAGAAAAGACUGAACUCCGACUUAAUGAUUAUACCCGCUGCGAUUUGUACCGUAAACUCCGAUGUCUUCAGGAAUUGAAAGAUACAAGCCAGAAAUUGAAAUCUUCGUACCACGAUGAAUGGAACAAAAUAAAAGAAGACCUCAAGAAAUAUGGCGAGGAGAGGAGACACUAUGAGAUAGAAAUACAAAAUGUGCAGAACAUGGCUCUCCUGAAGAUGCGCAGCAUGCAACUUAAUCCGGCUGAUGCAGAGGAUCAACAAAUUUUAGAGCUGAUCAAAUACAUGGAGAUGAAGCGCGAGAUUCGGGAACUUAAAGAAAACAAUAUUAAUUUACAAGUAAUGUCUAGAGACAUUGAGUAUGAUAUAGCACAACUCCGGAGCACAAGAAAGGCUUUGUUAAAACAUAAUGAUACUUUGGAACAAGAAUUACGCCCCAAGGACGAGCCCGGGACACUCUUGCACCGCACCAGUUGUCACACAAACCUCGUGAUUCCCGAUGAUCGAUUCUCCGAUCAGUCAGAAGACACAUUAUCGAUGGGAGAACUUUACGAUCACGUUGGUGGAACACACCUUCACAGAUGUGCAAAGAAUUCUUGCAUUGCCAUCCCCCGUGAACUGUGGGACAAGGAUGAACUAGAGGAGUUGCAGCGAUUAAUGUCCAACAACACAGAUAGUGAGGAGUCGAGCGAUGUUUCAGACGAUGUAACGGAUGACGUUAGUGUUAACGACGUCAACAUCGAGUUUUCCGAAGAGCAGCAGCAGCAAAGGAUCACUAAUGAGGAGAAGUUGGCUUCUAAGGAAUUACAAAUGAAUGUAUCAGAGAAACCUGUCCAACCAAGCGAUUUACAAGGACAGAUGCACGAAUUAGCAGCAGGAAACUCCCAAAGUUUAAUGAACAAGCUUCGUGCUAGAAUGGGUGUUCAAGCUCAGUCUGGAACAGCUUUGAGACCGGAAGUGAUGUCAGCGGGAACAGGAAUAAGAAGAUCCAGCCUUAGAGAUGCAGCACUGUCAUUGAUAAAACGUCGCCAAAGAAGAAAUUAAAACGUACAUCAAGUUCGGAUUUUCUGUUAAAAUAUGCAUACUGUUAUGACUUUCUAUUAAAACUUACAUCCAGUAAAGAUUUUCUAUGAUAUUCAGAUUAUCGAUGUAUAAAGCAAUAUAUUUGUUCAAUGUGAACUUUUGUCAAUUUAGGCAUUUUCUUUUGUUUUGAAUU
Messenger RNA from Saccostrea echinata, 1672 nucleotides. Its product is annotated as trichohyalin-like. The transcript is spliced from 8 exons. NCBI's taxonomy places the organism in Eukaryota, Metazoa, Mollusca, Bivalvia, Ostreida, Ostreidae. Bases 49 to 1500 code for a protein of 483 amino acids. The record is from RefSeq and is a predicted model, not a curated record.